AAGGACAGCCCAUUAUAUCAUUCUCAACAAGUUACGGCCAUUACAAUUUGGUCAUUUCAUUUUUCUCUCUUUCCUCCUUCUUCUUCUUCUUCAUCCUCUCUCUGUUAAAGAAAAAUGGAAGUUAGAGCUGCAGAAAAUUAGUGGAAAUUGAAGAAUCUCAGGAACUACAAUGAUGCAAAGCGGUGAAGGUUCGUUGCUUCUUUCCCUCUCUCCUAGCUUCAGCAGCUACUCCUCCGGCAGAUUUGCAGAAAUCGCCGCCCGUGUCGUCGAGGAAUUCCGUAAAGAAUCUGAUCCUGAUCCCGAUAUUUUUAACUGGAAACCUGAUGUCGCUUCUUCUCUCCAACACGGACCCGAACCGGAAGAAUUCAACCAAGCACCUCAAGUACAGGACGGUAAUGGUGAAACAGAGACUGUUGGAGAUGAAAUCGCAGACGAUGAGUUCGAAUUCGCGGUUGUUCCUAGGGAGCCACAAGAGGUGACGAUCUCAGCCGAGGAUAUCUUUUACAACGGCCAGAUUAGGCCGAUUUAUCCUGUUUUCAACACGAAUCUGCUGUUGAGUGGUGCGAUUGUUGAUAAGAACAACAGUAACGUUGACGACGAGGACGACGACGGAAAGUUGUUGAAGAAAUCGAAGCCGAAGAGAGUUCAUCGUCCGUCGCUUGGAAAAUUAAUGAGCGAAGAGCGCGAGACGAAUUCGUGUUCUUCGUCUGAGGCGGAGGAGCUUGACGGAGUCCUUCCUGGAACGUACUGCGUUUGGUCGCCAAAGGAAUCGCUCGAGAGAUGCAAAAAGAGCAAUUCUAUGGGAUCAUCGAAGAGAUGGAAACUCCGAGACCUUCUAUACAGAAGCAACAGUGACGGAAAGGAGACGUUCGUGUUUUUAUCAUCGAGCAAGAGAGUUGAGAAAUUCGCUGAAAUCUCAAAGGAAAAAGGUACUACCGGUACCGGAGACGAAAAGAUCUCCGGAAAGGUAAAAUCCAGUAGAGUCGCCGCAGCCGCCGCAGCCGCCGCGGCUGCGACGGCUACUAAUGUCAGUCCACCGGCGGCCGACGAAGGAGAGCAAGUAAAGAAUUCGUCGAAGGAAGCGGAUAGGAAAAAUCAAUCGAUUCCGUGCAGACAAGAAAUGACGGAUUUAUUCAACAAUGUCAAUGGUAUGAACAAAAAUCUCACAUAAAUUCUGAACAUAAUUAGGGUUUGAAAUAAGAUUUGAUUUGGGGAAGAAGAGAUUGAAGAAAGGAAAAGGGGGGGGAAAACCUAAUUAAUUGAUUAAUGAGUUUUUAGCCUGUUUUGUGUGGGAAAAAAAUCAUCCUUAAUUUGGAAUAAUUAAUUUGUUAAACGAUAAUCUUCUACUAAAUAGAAAUAGAAAAUAUUGUGUGAAUGGUUGGGAAUGAGUUGUAAUAUUGUACAUUUAUUUUCACAAUAUAUAUUAUAUAUAAUAUAUCUCUGAAUAUGAAAUAUUUAAUUUUGACC
This is a messenger RNA of Benincasa hispida (wax gourd), 1467 nucleotides long. RefSeq lists its product as uncharacterized. NCBI's taxonomy places the organism in Eukaryota, Viridiplantae, Streptophyta, Magnoliopsida, Cucurbitales, Cucurbitaceae. The record is from RefSeq and is a predicted model, not a curated record.